Volvox carteri f. nagariensis is the source of this 450-nucleotide messenger RNA. RefSeq lists its product as uncharacterized. NCBI's taxonomy places the organism in Eukaryota, Viridiplantae, Chlorophyta, Chlorophyceae, Chlamydomonadales, Volvocaceae. The transcript has 4 exons. The annotation marks the transcript as partial. The record is from RefSeq and is a predicted model, not a curated record.
AUGCUAGGAAGUCAUCAGGACGGAGAAUUGGAGAAGAUGGAGUCAAGGGAGCCGCUGCAGCUGCUGGCAUUGAACCAUGUGUCUCGUGUCUGCUCUGACCUGCCGGCGUCAUAUCGUUUCUAUACAGAAAUACUGGGCUUCAACCCGGUGAAACGGCCCGCAAGUUUCGAGUUCGAAGGUGCAUGGCUGCACAAUUAUGGCAUCGGCCUACAUUUGAUAAAGGGAUGUCCGCCUCCGAGGCCGAAGACUAUUAAUCCUAAAUCCUGUCACAUCAGCUUCCAGGCCGCCAGCUUGAAGGAGGUCGAGGCCUGUCUGACGUGCCGGAGCAUCGCCUUUGUCAAGAACGUAUUCGUGGAGGACGGGGUUCAAGUGGGUCAGCUCUUUUUCCACGACCCAGAUGACAACAUGAUUGAGAUCUGUAAUUGCGACGUACUCCCGGUCGUGCCGCUC